Molecule: messenger RNA, 575 nt
Organism: Suillus discolor
Lineage: Eukaryota; Fungi; Basidiomycota; Agaricomycetes; Boletales; Suillaceae
Exons: 2
Coding region: 47-448 (133 amino acids)
Source: RefSeq, a predicted model, not a curated record
GCGUGGCAUUGUUGAAUUUUCUGCCACGUUCCUUCACUCCGGGUUCAUGGUUGUGGGUAGCUUCCCCGACAACACCAUCCCAAGCAACCUUUCCUCCGUAGUCAAUGGGACUAUGUACAUAUCUACGAUAGGCUGGACUCGGCGGUCGGCAUAUUUUAUCUCUAUCCUUCCCUUCACCGUCAUCACCAUCCUCAUGUUUGCCUCCCCUUUGUACAGCAUCUUGCAUGCUCGGAAAAGGAACAGCGGCUAUAGGACCACCUUCGAUCCGUCAAACCCCCUUCACCUCAUUAUGGCAUCUGCUGAGGCAGGGAAGGCAUCCACCGUGGCACCCGCUGUCGGGAGUCUGAGACUCCAAGGUUUCAACGAUAUUGAGAUCACAGCCAACGAGCGCGUGAAGGUGCAGCUACAGGACGAUGGUGUAGGGAAGAAGUUUGUAACAGUUGAUUGAAAGAAGCUCGUGCGAUUUUAGGUACCACAUCAGCAAAUGCAUGCUGUAAUAGAGCUUCGAUAUUCAUCACAGAGCCCGUAUUCAGCUGUCACAAUCUAUUCCCUGGAAUGCGCCUCGAUGUCUUUGC